AUGGCGACAGAAGGAAAAAACCCCAUCAACAUGAACACAAUGUCUUCAUCUCUUCAGAGAACCGGUCAAUGGGUUUUCUCACAAGAUAUUCCAACCGAUGUAGUAGUUGAAGUCGGAGAAGCCAAUUUCUCUCUUCAUAAGUUCAUGCUAGUGGCGAAGAGUAACUACAUAAGGAAGCUAAUAAUGGAAUCCAAAGAUAGCGACGUGACGAGAAUUGAUCUCUCGGAUAUCCCCGGAGGUCCAGAGAUGUUCGAGAAAGCUGCUAAAUUCUGUUACGGUGUUAACUUCGAGAUUACCGUGCAGAACGUGGCGGCUCUUCAUUGCGCCGCCGAGUUUCUUCAGAUGACCGAUAAGUACUGCGACAACAACCUCGCUGGUCGGACUCAAGAUUUUCUUUCUCAGGUCGCUCUCUCUAGCCUCUCCGGAGCCAUCGUCGUCCUCAAGUCUUGCGAGAUUCUCCUUCCUAUUUCUCGUGAUCUUGGUAUUGUUCGCCGUUGCGUUGACGUCGUCGGUGCUAAGGCUUGCAACGAGGCAAUGUUUCCGUGUCGAUCACCACCGAAUUGGUGGACAGAGGAGCUCUGUAUCUUAGACGUUGACUUCUUCUCCGACGUCGUAGCUUCCAUGAAACAGAGAGGCCUGAAACCUUCUUCCUUAGCCUCUGCAAUCAUCACCUACACCGAGAAAUCCUUAAGAGACCUCGUCAGAGACCAUUCCGGCAGAGGAAUCAAGUAUUCCGAUCCCGAAAACAACGGCUCCGACGAGAGAUCCCAACAGAGAGAUCUCGUUGAAUCAAUCGUCACUCUCUUACCUUCAGACAAAGGGCUUUUCCCUGUCAACUUCCUCUGUUCUCUCCUCCGUUGCGCCGUCUUCUUGGACACCUCACUCACCAGCAAGAACGAGCUCGAGAAACGAAUCUCCGUCGUCCUCGAGCACGUCUCCGUCGACGAUCUCUUGAUCCCGUCUUUCACCUACGACGGCGAACGGUUACUAGACCUCGACAGCGUCAGAAGAAUCAUCUCUGUUUUCGUCGAGAAAGAGAAAAACGUCGGAGUUUUCAACGGCGGAGAUUUCAACAGAGGAUUAUGCUCUGUUUCUCUCCAGAGAGUUUCGAAGACAGUUGAUUCUUACUUAGCAGAGAUCGCUAGCUACGGAGAGCUAACCAUCUCCGAGUUCGACGCGAUCGCGAAUCUCGUUCAAUCCGCUAGAAAAUCAGACGACGCUUACAGAGCCAUUGACAUCUUCUUGAAAGCUCAUCCGACUGACGAGAUCGAGAGAGAGAAAGUGUGUAGCUCAAUGGAUCCUCUCAAGCUUUCACGACGCACGUCUCACGCUUCGCAGAACAAGAGAUUACCUGUAAACAUCGUUCUCCACGCGCUUUACUACGACCAGUUAAAGCUAAGAAGCGGGGUUGAAGAUAAAGAAGGAGCAGUGGUUAUGGUCCCCGAGGCUUUAGCGACACGUGGACAGGUUAAAGCUGAUACUUCGUUGGCUAAAGAGAACGAAGCUUUGAGGAGUGAGCUGAUGAAGAUGAAGAUGUAUGUUUCUGAUCUGCAGAAGAAUAAACAGAGUGGUGGUGGUGGUGCAGGAGCUUCUUCUUCGAAUUCAUCGUCGUUGGUGAACAGUAAGAAGAGCAACAAACCUACUUUCUUCUCUUCUGUUUCGAAGAAACUUGGGAAGUUGAAUCCUUUUAGACAUGGGUCUAAAGAUACUUCGAACAUUGAUGAAGAUCUUGCUGGUGUUGAUAUUACUAAGCCAAGAAGACGAAGAUUCUCAAUCUCUUAGAAGAGUAAAAGAAACGUUUGAUCAUUUACCUUUUCUGUGUUUUUGGUCUGUGUGUGUGUGUUUUUGUGUAUAACUCCUUUAGUUUAGUGUGCUCUCUUUUUUUUUUCAUUUUUUUUUCCUUUUGAUGCGUGACUUUUGUUUUUGGAAGGUGUGUUUAUUGUUUAAUAAUGAGUUUGGGAUAUUCGAAAUUUCGAACUAAGAACAGAAAAUAUAUACCAGCUUAAAUAAUUUUUGAUGUA
Eutrema salsugineum is the source of this 2021-nucleotide messenger RNA. RefSeq names its product root phototropism protein 2. The record is from RefSeq and is a predicted model, not a curated record. Gene Ontology annotation, molecular function: protein binding. Lineage: Eukaryota; Viridiplantae; Streptophyta; Magnoliopsida; Brassicales; Brassicaceae.